Molecule: messenger RNA, 1866 nt
Organism: Stylophora pistillata
Lineage: Eukaryota; Metazoa; Cnidaria; Anthozoa; Scleractinia; Pocilloporidae
Product: transcription factor 15
Biological process (GO): developmental process; regulation of transcription by RNA polymerase II
Molecular function (GO): protein dimerization activity; RNA polymerase II transcription regulatory region sequence-specific DNA binding; DNA-binding transcription factor activity, RNA polymerase II-specific
Source: RefSeq, a predicted model, not a curated record
ACGCUAAACUUGCAUUUAUUUAAAAAUGUCACAACUGUAACAACUAACUGCAACUUGAUACAGUAAGUGGUUUGAACCGCCAAGACUAACAUUGAUCAUUGAUGGUAUAGUCUUAUCGUGAGGGAAAUCAGUCAUUCAAGGAACAUUACUGAAGUUCGUAUUUGGUCCCGACCCAAUACGUCGGCUACAUCUGUGUAGUGCGGGGCUCCUGGUUCGGGCUGAAACGAAAAUGCCCCUGGGACCUGUCCGUCCGCUCGGGUGGCACUGGUGGCUGUUGAUCAUUAACCUGUACUGCGGCAUAUUCCACAAUGACAUCAUUUGAUAUGGAAGCCACAUAUCCGGUUGCAUUUGAAAAGUUCGUCACGACUGUCUGUGAACAAGGAAAGUCGCCAAACCAACAUUUAAACCAGACACACAAUCCUUUGUAUCUUUCUUAUUUUUAAGGUUUCGUUACCUUAAACAGGCGAUACCUAAUACCGAUUGACUUUGUGAGCGUCUUUCGAGCCUCAGUGGCUGCGAUCUCGGUGUUUUAGUCCUCUUCAGCGUCAAUCGAGGAUUUGUGAUCAUCGCUUCAUUUGGAUUUGCAGCGCGAAUGGAAAGUGUUGCGUGUAUCAGAAAGGGAACACGAAAGAGGAAACAGAGGGCGACACUCGGCGACUUGGAAGCGUUGGACUCAGACGAAUAUGACUCCUCGCCUAAGCGCGAGUCCGAUGAUGAGAACACCUUAACUUCAAAGAACAACAAGCGAAAAAGGAGAAGACCUCGUCUAACGGGCCUUAGUAAACAACGACAAGCUGCAAACGCUCGCGAACGAAGUAGAACUCACAGUGUCAAUUCUGCAUUCAGUGCAUUACGAGUUCUUAUACCAACUGAACCUUCUGACAGAAAACUUUCAAAAAUAGAAACAUUGCGCCUGGCUUCAAGCUACAUCGCGCAUCUUGGAUCAAUGUUGGUGAGUGGAACUCAGUGUCCAAAUGUGGCAAAGGCAGCUGAACACAAUGGAGCCAUUUCACCAUCUUCAGCAUCAAGAGUGUGCACAUUUUGUUUGAGCCUACUUAAAGCGGUUUCAAAAGAUGAAGGAACAAACAACAGAUUACACGUGCAAGGAAAAUGAUGAUGCAAGUCAGAACUAACCAACUGUUCAACGCAAUAAUAUGGACUCUAAACCUUAAGCGGGGAGACAGAGCAGUAAUACUGAUCGAUAGCAGACUUCGCAUCGGAGAGUUUAGUUUCUUCUAUAAAUCGCUCGUUCAUUUUCAUAGCCUACAGAUGAAUAGCACUCGUUCUGUCUCUGAAAAUACCGAACACCCCUACAAACAAGACAUUGAGGAAUGCACCAGUGCAUGUCUUCAUGUAUAAUAUAACUGACUUACUGCAGGCUCAAGUAUCGAGGGAAUUGUUGUCAGGCUGAGUGAAACAUAUUCUGUUAAGACUUUUGAGUUGGAAUCAAGACUAAUUUAUCGCUGAAAAUCGAUUUUUUUUGUGUGUACAAGCUAAAAGGCGAUGGUAAGAGAGGACGAAAAAUGAUUCAGUUCGUCUUGUUGAACAUAGUUUAUAUUUACCAACUGUAUCAGAUCUGUCGACCUAGAUAAAGUUUUCGUUGAUGAGAUCCAUCAUAUAUCCAAAGAUCAGUCUGGAGAACUAAGCUAUUGGAAGUCAGAUAAUUUUCUUUUCUUUCCGCGUUGCACGCUCCAGCCACCUUUGGUUGGAGAUCUUAGAAUCAUAUCGCUUGAUUUAAUCUGAGAACAUCUCAAGUCUUAUGCUUGUAAUUUCAAGUAGAUACGGCUUGAGUUACUCUGAAUAACUUUACCAUUCGUGUCAAAUCAUUUGUGAAUAAAGAGUUAUCCGCCGUGUAAGGCACUGGUA